Saccharomycopsis crataegensis is the source of this 1023-nucleotide messenger RNA. It is a transcript of the gene MER1, whose product is annotated as Mer1p. Gene Ontology annotation, molecular function: RNA binding. The record is from RefSeq and is a predicted model, not a curated record. NCBI's taxonomy places the organism in Eukaryota, Fungi, Ascomycota, Saccharomycetes, Ascoideales, Saccharomycopsidaceae. The transcript is spliced from 2 exons. The coding region runs from base 1 to 1023 and encodes 340 amino acids.
AUGCAAACUUUAGAUCUCCAAAACGAAUCUCUAAAUAUCACGUCGAUUUCAAAUAAUUUGUUCUCUAUCCAACAGAUUAUUUUAUCAUUUGAAACCAAUUCUUUCUCCUCAGAGGAAUUAUCUAGCGAUAAGAUCCUCUUUAUCAUGCCAUCUUAUAAAUUAGAGCAAGCGUUAAUUGAUAUUAAUCUGGAUCGAGCAUGCACUGCUCAAGCUUCGCUUGAUAAGUUGGUUGAUCCUUUUGGAAUAUCUGUCAGUUUUAUGAGAAUCGGAUUAUUUAGCCACAAAUUCUUGGGAUCAAUGAACUCCUAUAAUUAUGAUUUUAUGAUUUUGUUUUUGCAUCAUUUUGCAAUUGAGAACUCUAUUGAUUUAAUUAUAUCCACCGAGCUUGCCGAUUAUUUGUCUGCGAAUCCCGAUUAUUUAUCCACGAUGUGUCAAAGCGAAGAUGUCAAUGUAUCUUACAAGCUAAAUGAAUGUGGGAUCUCGACUGCUGUUCCAGGAAGACAACUAAAAAUUACUACCACUUAUACAACUGAUUUAUUGCAUCAAAUAUUGAGAAUUAGGAAUUUGGAUGCUGGACACUUCUUAUUUUCUUCAAAAAAAAAGAAACUCCCUUACAACACAUUGCCAGAUCUUGAAUACUACACUCCUUUGGAAACAAUGGUGGAUAAAUUACCCCAAGAAGGUAUUAUUAACACCGAAACCUCAAAGAACUUGCCUGAUUAUGCUAGAAAAACUGAGUCCAAACAAUGCUUUAAGAUACUUGAGCUCCCAAAGAAACAAAUUACUUAUCUAAUUGGAAAAAAAGGAGCUCGGAUAACUGAGUUACGACACAAGUCACAAUGCGAUAUUAAGAUCAUUGCAACAGACGAGGAUAAGGAAAACCAAAAUCCCAUUGUAACGAAUGGUAAAGGCGAGAUCAUACAAUAUAUUAGACUUGUUGCCAAAGAUGAGCAGACCUUGGAAAAAUGUCUUGAGAUGAUUGCCAGUGAAUUGUUGAUAUAUAGAUGCAGACAUGGUUUAUGA